AUGACAACAUUGAAUGGUGGUAAUGAACUGAUAAGAAAAAAGACAACAAAGAAUGGAAAGGCAUUUUUAUUACCACCAGAGUUAUUAUUAGAAGUAUUUUAUUAUCUUAGUGACUGUCAGUCUGCUUUAUAUGCAGCUUCACUUGUUUGUAAACAAUGGUUUUAUUGUGUUGCACCUAUUCUAUACUCUCAUCCUCAGAUCAAAGAUACGUAUCAUUGGGCAACACUUAUUUUAACUCUUACAAGAGAACGUAUGUCCUUCUUUUAUGGCGAUCUUAUUCGAUCUAUUGACCUGUCUUCAGAACACUACUAUCAUGAAUCAUCCAAUGAACAAGAAUAUAGUAUGAAAGGGUUACCCUUUAUCAUCGUCUCUACUUCGUCUUUAAUUCAGUUAUCUCGCACUUGUAAAAAUCUUACUUCACUUAAUCUCUCUUAUACAACUUUAUUAUAUGAUAGUCUUAUAGCUGAAACUGGCGAAUAUCUAUCUACUUUACAACAUUAUGCUAUUCAACCUGGAUUAACUCAUAUUCAAAUACCGAUUGAAGAAGCUAUUCAAACAAUCGGAAAUGAAUGUCAUCAGCUUACAGAAGUUAAAAUACAACGUUGUGAAUGGGUAACAGCCCAUGUUAUCUGGAUGUUUGCUUAUUACUGUACAAAUCUAAAGCGAUUAGAUGCAAGACGUUCAACUAAAUGUACUGUAAAAAGACUUAUUUCCCAUGUUCUAGAAGAACAACCUAUCUUACAUCAUUCACCACCACCACCACAUCCUUCUUCUUUUAUUGUCUUGCCUGCUUCUUCACUGUCAACUUCAACAGGUUCAAACACAAGUCAUGAAUUUGAAGAAGAAGAAGAAGAAGAUAACACACACAUUCAAAUAAAUGAUAGUAUGACUGUGCAUUUUAGAUUUAAUGGUAAUAAAUAA
Cokeromyces recurvatus is the source of this 921-nucleotide messenger RNA. RefSeq lists its product as uncharacterized. The transcript is spliced from 2 exons. Lineage: Eukaryota; Fungi; Mucoromycota; Mucoromycetes; Mucorales; Mucoraceae. The coding region runs from base 1 to 921 and encodes 306 amino acids. The record is from RefSeq and is a predicted model, not a curated record. Gene Ontology annotation, molecular function: protein binding.